AUGAGCUAUGAGCAUAAACCCCAUAAGAGCCCCAUGGAUGGUCGACUUUGGCAUCAAAUGCUUGACUCCAAGGCUGAACAGUAUCCAGACACUAAAGCAGUGAUCAUGUAUGAUAUGGAUAUGAAUCGAUCGGCCAUGACGUUCGCUGAAUACAGAGACAGAUCCAYCUACCUUGCUGCAUCCCUUCUUGAGCUUGGUCUAUCACGUGGACAACGCGUGUUGUUAGUAGGACAAACAAGUCUGCGCUACAUUGUGUUUGUGAUGGCUCUGCACCGCAUCGGUUCUAAUGCCAUCCUACUGGGUGCAGGAGAUGUAACGCCUGACAAAGUAAGACUUCUAAAGACACUUAACUGUAGAUUGAUUGCUUACGAUCCAGAAAUGAAGGAAUCACAAAGGAAGCAGCUGUUUGAAGGAAUCAACCUGCUGACUCAGCACAAUAUAGAUAACAACAUUGACAAGCAGAUUGUUAUUUCUUUGAGUACCUUUUCUGGGGAGUGUGGAGACGACCAAUCUAUUACCUACGAGGGCCUCAUGACAAGUGGCCAGUCCCAAGACCUAGAGAAACUUAAAAAAGCUCAAAACGAAGUUCAGUUUGAUGAUCCUAUUGUGGCAUUGUUUACUUCAGGUAGCACAGGGGAAUCAAAAGCAGUACAACUAACCACGCAUUCUAUUCUAAACUUUUUCACUCGUGCUUCAGUGGGUCCUAGAAAAGAUAUUUGCUACAAUGACCGUCCAGUGUCUUGGGGAGUUGGCUAUGCUGGGAACCUUGUUGGCCUGCGCUUUGUGAACACAUCUACAGUAAAAGCUCCAACCGAAAUGGCUGUUUCCGAGGCGUUAUGCGAGGGUGUUUUUAAAAUCUGGCAAAAAGAGAAGUGCACAGUGUGCUCACUCAAUCCGGUUUUGGUCCAAAAGCUCUUAAUGGGCUCGAUGCACCUGAAAUAUGACCUUAGUAACGUCAGUGUGCUUACCAUGUUUGGUCAGCGGUACAGCUUGGAUACAGUGGCAGCACUCACCAAAAUAUUCCCUAAGGUAGCAAUAGUACUAUCGUAUGCAUCUUCGGAGUCGUGGUUAAUUGCGAAAAUGAUAGUAAACAAAGAAACUGCUGUAGAAGAAAAGUACGCCAAACUGACCAUUGAWGAAGGUGUUGAAGUUAAAAUUGUCGACGAAGAAAGUAAGUUGGUAUCAAGAGGAACUCUUGGAGAGAUCUGUGCGCGAAAUGCCUCGGUUUUUUUGGAAUACUUGGGUAACCCUGAAGCUACCAAGCGAACCAAAUCAUCGACAGGCUGGGUUCACAUGGGAGAUACUGGAAUCAUGUAUGAUGAUGGUAAGAUCGAGGUGAUUGGAAGAAAGACAGAAAUUAUCAAACGAGCAACCGUGAAGAUUUGUCCUGCCCACAUUGAAAAAGUUCUGUUGCAGCACCCACAAGUGAUAGAUGUUGUUGUGGUUGGAAUCCCUGAUCAGCAGUUGCACGAGGAGGUCUGCGCAUGCGUAAUUCUACGCGAGGAUACAGAAAGUGAUGGUUCGGACGAGGAAGCAAAAGUACUAGAGAUAAGGGAAUGGUGUAAGAAACAGUGGCCUCCUGGACCAGAUGGGCUGAGCUUGACACCCAAAUAUAUUCUUGUAAUGAAAAAGUUCCCCGUAUCAGGAAGAACAGGAAAGACGUUCGUGCGAGGUGUUAAGGAUUAUGCUUUAAAGAAGCUUAACUUUUAGUUAAAAUAUCUACUUUCACAUUAAAAAUAGAAAGUCACAUAAGAAUGGUGGCUAUUUUGAAUUGGAGUUUUGACAGACUACCAUAUAUGGUGAGAAUUAUGCUUAUAUAUUGAAAUGUUUCGGAGUAUCGCACCGUGCUUCGUUUUUUUAGAAUUAAAUCGCAUAUAGUAGGGAGAGAAAAUUGUGGGUUAGUCAGCAAAAUGUGGUUCAUACAAUGUAUAAACAAAGUCUGAGGUCAAACGGCAUCUCUUAUGAACUUUUAUUAUAUUCCCAAACGGUCUAGGGAUAUAAAAUACAUGGUAAUAUAAACGAUAACGUAUUCUUAACAAUCCUUACUUAUGUUAUACCAAUAGAGAUAUUGUAAUAAUAUCUUUAAAUAAAAUCGUUCUCAAAAACCGAAAAAAAACAUCGAUUAUUGAAAUCACCUCGUUUUCCAUGAAUGAUGUAAAUACGACCCCAAUGAAUGCCGGUUAUUCACUGGGCC
Exaiptasia diaphana is the source of this 2194-nucleotide messenger RNA. Its product is annotated as acyl-CoA synthetase family member 2, mitochondrial. The record is from RefSeq and is a predicted model, not a curated record. Bases 1 to 1710 code for a protein of 569 amino acids. The transcript has 2 exons. NCBI's taxonomy places the organism in Eukaryota, Metazoa, Cnidaria, Anthozoa, Actiniaria, Aiptasiidae.